Messenger RNA from Guillardia theta CCMP2712, 843 nucleotides. RefSeq lists its product as hypothetical. NCBI's taxonomy places the organism in Eukaryota, Cryptophyceae, Pyrenomonadales, Geminigeraceae. The record is from RefSeq and is a predicted model, not a curated record. The transcript has a single exon. Bases 1 to 843 code for a protein of 280 amino acids.
AUGUCGAGCACAUGUGGUAUUGGGAAGAGACGUGGAGAACAUGUACAAAUGGACCGGAGAAAGAAGAGGAGAACAGACAAGAAGAAAGAGUAUGCUGGUGAGAGACAGCAAGAAACAUGCGGCGCAGCGUUGCAGCCGCUGAAAAUGAUAUUCCAAAAUGCGUUGAAUCGAGUCCUCAUUGCCCCAGAUCAUCGCGAAAACUUGAAUAAUGCUUUCACAGCGCUAGAAGAAAUGUACAAUGACAAGCAAGCGCAGCUACAAGAGCUCAAGAAGGACAAGGCAGCGCAGCUGGAGAUAUCUCAGGGUUUGCUUCAGGAUACACGCCGUUCCUUAGCUGAGGCGAGGGAGAAAUGCCUUCAGACAGAAUCCAGCCGACAUGCAGUGCUCAACAACAGAGCCUUGAUCGAGAUCGGCUUGCUUCGCAAAUUUCCUGGCAUGACUACAACGCAAGCGCUCGAUCAUUUCAUCGCUAAACAUCUGCUGCAAAAUCCAAAGCAACGCAAAUCGCGUAAGCUUCGACCAGAUUGCGUGAGCGUGUGCAAUCAGCUUGCAAACCAGUACAACCUGGCCUGCAGCCACGCAUCAGUAGCAAACGAGCUUUCAGGCCUGAUGCAUGAGAUCUCCAAGCCUUUGCAUUCUCGCGUGAAAGCACCAGCCGGCUACUUCGUCGGAGGGCCAUCGCCGCUCGCCCAGGCGAUCGCAUGCGUGCUCUUGAAGUUGCAGGGCCUCGGGUCCAUUGCAAGAGACAUGGAUGUUUUCCUCAUCGACGACGGGGGAAAGAUCGUAUGUCGAUUAGCCAACGGCAAGAUCCAACCAGCCUCGCCCUCGAAGCCUGGCAGCUGA